CUUUAAACUACCCAUGAUGCCUUGAGGGGGGCCUAGAGACCCAAACAUGGCGGCCUCUGCCACUAUCAUGAGAUUGAAGGUAUUUCAGCCUUUUGUGGGCUGUAUGAAGAACAACCUCACUCUUCUGACAAAAUUGCAGGUUCCAAAUGUGUUUCCUUGUUGUCAUCGUGCUACAAAAACACCUCUUCCUCUACGUUACAAAUACAUGGACCGAUACCAUUAUGGAAUCUACGCCAAGCAGCCUGCACUGGUGAAAGACUGCGCACUGGAGUCAGCUGGGCUGGCCAUCGUCCGUGCCACAAAAACAAAGGAAAUGUACAUGGUGACAGCAGACAUACCAGUGACCAGAAAACCAUUAGGGAGUAAAAUGGGCAAAGGAAAAGGCAAAGUCAAUCAUUAUGUGGCAAAUAUUAUGGCAGGAAAAGUUGUGUUUGAAUUCAAUUGUGACAAUGAGGCUCAAGCCUUUGAGGCUUUUGAGCAAGCCACGUAUAAGCUGCCAAUGCGCACACAUCUGAGAGUGAAACCUUCAGGGAAAAAGGAAAUAUGGACUAAUUUUUGAAAGGCAUGCGCAAUACUUGUACAUCCCCCCUUAAUAACCUUCAUUUGAGAAAGAACGUUCAGCUAAGGAGCUGGCCAUUUCUAGGUUGACAUCGUUCGUGAAUUUUUUUCCAAGGAUCACAUACAGAUUACAUGCAAUAUGAAAGUAAAGGUGCCUUUUUAAAUGAAUGUUGACAACAUGCUAAGUUGACGAUUUCGAAAAUCUUUCUAUUUCUACGUUUGAAACAAUGGUUUCCAUCAGAGAAAGUGGGAGAAUAGUCUAGAUUAAGACAAGAAUAAUCUCUCCGUCUGAAUUAAAAAAAAUAAUAACAGCUUAAGCCGUCGAAAUUAAAUGUGGAUAAUUCUGCGUUGCAGCCGAAGGAUUCUCGGAUCUGCAAUGCCAGAUGAACACCCAAAACAGAAGAAGCUCAAUUUUCGUCGUUUUAGGUACUGAGACACCGGGUAAUUUAUCCAGAAGUUCUAAAAAAAUUCGCAAUAAACCAAUCAGACUGGACGAUCACUCUA
This is a messenger RNA of Stylophora pistillata, 1062 nucleotides long. RefSeq lists its product as uncharacterized. Gene Ontology annotation, molecular function: structural constituent of ribosome; rRNA binding. Gene Ontology annotation, cellular component: mitochondrial large ribosomal subunit; ribosome. Lineage: Eukaryota; Metazoa; Cnidaria; Anthozoa; Scleractinia; Pocilloporidae. Gene Ontology annotation, biological process: mitochondrial translation. The record is from RefSeq and is a predicted model, not a curated record.